This is a messenger RNA of Cokeromyces recurvatus, 465 nucleotides long. RefSeq lists its product as uncharacterized. The annotation marks the transcript as partial. The record is from RefSeq and is a predicted model, not a curated record. The transcript has 3 exons. NCBI's taxonomy places the organism in Eukaryota, Fungi, Mucoromycota, Mucoromycetes, Mucorales, Mucoraceae.
UAUAGACUUGAAACGCUGAAUGACUGGAAGCAAGAUGACUACGAAACCACCAUCUACAGACGCAUUGCUACCAUUUUCGACUUUAUGUUUCGUGACAUGCACGUCAAGUUAGCCGAGGAUACCAAAGACUUGGAAUUAUCAAGUAACGAGUUUAAGGAGCCCUCUGUUACGACUUCUAAUGUCAUCACCCAACAGUGCAAAAAUCUUCGUGUCAACGAUGCUAUCCUCAAUCACCUCCAUGGACUGAACAAGAAGAUCGAUCCCCUCCUCGCAAUGGACUGGAUAGAUAACACCGGCUAUAUCUAUUGUUUAGUUGCUCAUCAUGGUGUAUAUGUUGCUAAGUUUAUUGAUAUCCUGACAAUCCCUACCUCUGUAAAUGGCUUGCUUGAAUUUAAGAAUACUCUGCAGCUUCUCUUUGCUUAUAAGGUGUUCACUUACCCCUUCCCCCAAAAAAGGAGUCAUUGA